AUCGUUCUUGUUUGUUUGGUUCUUUCGUUAGCACAUAUAUGGCGUCAGCAUUGAAUCAUGAGAUUCCACCAGCAAAUCGAAAUCCGAACUCUUUCAUAUGUCUUCUAAUGCUUGAUUCUUGAGCCGGCAGUCCCUAUGUGCCGGCAACCCCCUUUUGGAGUCCUCUUCCAAAGUUCUAAGCUUUUAUAGCGCUUCUGCGAUCAAUUGGGUCGAGAAUUCCAAGGCCAUGGACUCCCACGACGAAGAAUCGCCAUUGGUUGUCGAUAAUUCGCCGGGCAAAACUCCAGAGCAGAACCAUGCUAAAGACGUUCAUAUUCUCAGCUCUGCCUUCCUCUUGAUCUUUCUUGCCUAUGGAGCUGUUCAGAACUUGGAAAGUACCCUCAACACCGAACAGGAUUUGGGUACGACUUCGCUUGGGAUAUUGUAUUUGUCUUUCACAUUUUUCUCAUUAGUGGCCUCUGUGGUGGUUCGGGGACUGGGGUCAAAGAAUGCUUUGGUUCUUGGGACUACUGGUUAUUGGUUGUUCAUAGCUGCGAACUUGAAGCCGACAUGGUAUACAAUGGUUCCAGCUUCUUUGUAUCUUGGCUUUGCUGCUUCAAUUAUAUGGGUUGGGCAGGGUACAUAUCUCACUUCCACUGCCCGCAGUCAUGCAAGAGAUUACAAUGUCCAUGAAGGAACGGUAAUUGGUAACUUUAAUGGAGAAUUUUGGGGAAUGUUUGCAAGUCACCAGUUCAUUGGAAAUCUUAUCUCACUUGCAGUCUUGGGAGAUGGAACGGAGGGAAGUACCAGUAACACAACUUUGUUGUAUGUUGUGUUCCUUGGCAGUAUGACCUUAGGUACCAUACUUAUGUGCUUCUUAACAAAAAGGAAUCAUAAUGGAGAGGAUGGGUCACCAGAUCAUUCUGUCGGCUUGUAUUCUACUGUGGUUUCUCUUUUAAAGUCAGUAGUCAGUCUUUUGUCUGAUGUAAGGAUGCUAUUGAUCAUCCCUCUUAUUGCAUAUUCAGGACUACAACAAGCAUUUGUAUGGGCUGAGUUUACCAAGGAAAUUGUAACUCCGGCACUCGGUGUGUCUGGUGUGGGUGGUGCAAUGGCGGUGUACGGUGCUUUUGAUGCAAUAUGUUCGCUGACAGCUGGUCGACUUACUUCUGGUCUCACAUCGAUCACUUUGAUAGUUUCUGGUGGAGCUGUUAUUCAGGCUAUUGUAUUCCUCUGGAUUCUGCUAAUAUACAGGUUAACUAGUGGAGUACUUGGCAUUAUGUACCCACUUCUCAUGGCUGCCAUAUUGGGCAUUGGUGAUGGAGUAUUUAAUACGCAGCUUAAUGCUUUGCUUGGGAUACUGUUCAAGCACGAUAUGGAAGGAGCAUUUGCACAACUCAAGGUGUGGCAGAGUGCAUCCACUGCAGUUGUUUUUUUCCUGAGUCCGUACAUCUCAUUGAAGGUAAUGCUGCUGGUUAUGCUUGCUGCACUCGGCCUCUCGUAUUCGGGGUUUCUGUUAUUAACUCUCAAGGUAGAGAAAGCGUUCUCCUCCGGUUCUUGAAACCAAUGUUGCUCAGAAUGAUCGUUCUCUGUCAUAUAUAUAUGCCAAUGUGCUCUGUUGGAAGUGCCUGUAAUAUAUAUCUUAGCACAAACUAUUUUUGUGAAAUGUGCAUAUGCUUCAAGGCAAUAAAAAGUUUUGCAGCAUUAUAUGCACAAGUGCCUUGUUUCAUAAUGACUUUAGGGUGAAAUUACACCAA
Messenger RNA from Juglans regia (Persian walnut), 1733 nucleotides. RefSeq names its product UNC93-like protein 3. The transcript is spliced from 10 exons. Gene Ontology annotation, biological process: potassium ion homeostasis. NCBI's taxonomy places the organism in Eukaryota, Viridiplantae, Streptophyta, Magnoliopsida, Fagales, Juglandaceae. Bases 227 to 1537 code for a protein of 436 amino acids. The record is from RefSeq and is a predicted model, not a curated record.